UUCCCCCUGUUGUGUUGUCUCCGAACCGAGUGAUGACUGAUGAUGUUCCAAUCAUUGAUCGCAUUCUCACUUUUCAUUCAUCAAAAACGUAAAAAUUGAAGUCCGUUGUCGCGGGUGUCGUUUUCGGGGAAUUUCUUUGCUUUUAUGCUGAACUAAGAACAAGCGCAGUUUAAAUCUAGCAGGGCCCUUCUAGCGCUCUAAUCGCCCUUUAAGUUAUCGUCGCGAUUGGAUUAGAAAGCGAAAAGUAGCACCCAGAAGAAAAGUGUUUCUCUUAGCGGAAGAAAGUUUCUCAGUCAAAGGAUAGCAGAAAGAACAUGACAUCACAUUCCGUUUCGAAAUUGCAGCUGAACGAAGAUCGAUGAUACUGACGAUGCAUCAAAGGCUUAUUGGUUGAUAGAUACGCGCGUGGGGCGGUAGGGUGGAAGAAUAGCCAAGAAAUAGCUAAUCCUCGAGGAUUGUGGGGAUUCUGUUUACGUUUUUGAUGCGCCAAGCGGACGGUCUUUCUAAGCUAUUGAUUUGGCGAAAAGAGUGAAAAGUGUUAUUGUGACGUGGAAGUGGAAGAUUAAAAGUUUUAAGUAUCAAUAUGCCGGAAAGGAACAACGUAGAUUGGUCUCGAUACGGAUUAGGCAACGAUGAUUCAUCCCCCACCGAUAGGGCCCGUACCCGGGGGAACGUCGGGGGAUUUGUAGAUUUGGGUAACGAAUAUGACUACGGUGCAGGUGGCCACCAUGCGUCCGGACGGGAUGAGAUCUUCGCGGAGGAUCAAGGCGAUAAGCCCUGGUGGAGGAGCAACUUUUUCAUAUCACAACCGGUGCUAUUUGGGACCUGGGACGGAGUGUUCACGUCCUGUCUGAUCAACAUCUUCGGAGUUAUUGUAUUCUUGCGUUCUGGAUGGAUUGUGGCGGAAGCGGGUAUCAUGCAUGCUGUGCUGAUAAUUUUCUGCGCUGUUGCAAUUGCUCUGGUAUCGGUCCUGUCGGCCGUAGGAAUCUGCGAACGUUGUCGAGUGGAAAGUGGAGGAGUUUAUUUCUUGAUAGCCCACACGUUGGGUUCCAGAUUUGGAGGAUCGCUCGGGAUGUUGUACUGCUUUGGACAGGCAGUAGGAUGCGCUCUGAACGUGUUAGGUUUCGGAGAAUCUAUGGCUGGAUUGGUUGGUUUGGAAGGCAACAAAUGGGCCAUCCGAUUGUUCGCAAUAGCUGCGGUAUUGCUUCUGGGAGUCAUCAAUGUGGCCGGAGUUAAGUGGGUCGUAAAGUUACAGUUUGCUUUGCUGAUUAUUCUACUGGUGUCAGCAUUGAACUUCAUGGUGGGUAGUUUCACCGGUGAAGAUCCUGAGCAUGGAUUCGAUGGAUGGGGUCAAGGCAAUAUGGCAUUGAAUCUUUGGCCCAAAUAUAGCGAAGGCACGACGUGGUUUACAGUUUUCGGAGUGUUCUUCCCAACGAUCACCGGUAUUCUCUCCGGAAUUAACAUGAGUGGUGAUCUUCGAGCCCCCUCGACUGACAUUCCAAACGGUACAUUAGCUGCAUUGAGUACUUCGACAUUCCUGUAUAUGGUGUUCAUUUUGUUCCUGGGAGCAACUUGCCAGAGAUACACCUUGCUGACUGACUUCAUGAUUGCUGUGAAAGUAUCGGCAGUGCCAUUCCUUCUACUUGCUGGCAUCUACGUAUCAAGCAUGUCAUCCUGUCUGGGGGCGAUGUAUGGCACUCCACGUGUAUUGCAAAGUAUUGCAAAUGAAAAUGUCAUUCCCGGAAUCGGUAAACUCGGUAUGGGUCGUGGUCCAAACAAGGUGCCACUUUAUGCCAUGGCUGUAGUGGCCACAGUAACCACUACCUUCAUCAUAGUUGGAGACAUCAACACGUUGGCUCCAAUUGUAACUAUGCCAUUCCUCCUCACCUAUGCGUGCAUCGAUUAUUCAUACUUUGCCUUGGCACAAACGUUCGACAUCCAAAACAUCCGCGAAGAGCGCUUCCGGAUACAAGCACAGAGCCCGUUGUACGAAACUAGAAACUAUGGAACGACAGGCGACUACCAAGAAAAUAAUGAUCUCGAUCAGCUGUUCCCAGAGCGAACGCGACACAAAAAUCUUUCCAGUCCAACCAAUUCACCGCACCACGUGCCUUCCAGUGCAACGUCCAACAGGAACGCCCGUUCGGUGGCAAACGGGGGAACCAGCGGCAGUGGCUACCCGAACGGAGGACUGUCCAACAGUACAUCGAUGAACAGUGAAGUGAUAUUCCGUGAUGGAACCGGCAAUGGCAGCACAGCUGGAACUAAUUCCUUGUCCGAGGCGGAUGAUGAGCCGAUCGCUCCGAUAAGGCCACCGAUUCACUCGAAAACGAAAAAUUGGUAUUCCGGGUUCUGCAAUCGAUGGGCUUCGUUGAUGGGCGCCGGUAUUAAGGUAUUUGUGAUGUUCCUAGUAAACUGGGUCUUCGCCCUGAUUUGCAUGGGAACUGUAUUCGUACUAUGGUUCUACGUCGGUACAGCAAAUCCUGCCGUCAAGCCUGGAUUAGCACAUGAGUUCCGUUUCUUCGUGUGGCUCAAAAAUGCCGUUUUCAGAUGCUUUGGAAAACGAGUUCACGAUUACGAGCAGGUAGUAGUGACACCUUCCUGUCCAAAUGUUCCGUUGUCUGCCGCACAAUUGAAUGAAGAGAACGAAGACUUUGCUUCGCGACGAAGAUAUCAUCAGUCAGCCGUCGUGCAGGGACAUUAUGUGGACGAAGUGUGAGCCCAGCCAGGACCAAUUAAGGCAACAAGCUAAAACUUAUUUAACCUCUGAGGAUUGGAAACAACCACACACAAACAAAACAACACUGAACAAUACUUCUAAUUGUGGUAGUUAGAAUCGCUGAUUAGGAUAAUAUUUGUAAAUUUAUAUACAAACCAACAUUUCACCGGAAGACCACCAAAGCGAACUGAUAUAGUCUGAGGAACGCGGUCAAAUAGUAUUUUGUAUAAUCAAAACAAAAAGAAGAGAAAAAGUGUUUAUAAUUGGUUUAGAUACGCGCAAUACUUGAGCAAUAAGUGUGAAAAUGAACAUAUUUCGUCUAUUGAUAAAAUUCCUUAAAUUGUAAAUAACUAUGUCUCCGCUAGCACUGCUGCUGAUUAAUUUUAGUUUAUACUAGCCUAUUUAUCAAGAUGACUAUUAUUUAUAACCUGUCCACUACCAGUGUAAAUGAAAGUAACUUACGUUGAGAUUCGCAGCUGACUUAGGUAAAAAAUAAAUUUUAACCGAGCCUAAACUGAUUAGCAGCAUAUAUCCGUUCUGACAACACUCUAUCGUGUCAUGUAACACUUAGAUUAAGCGAUACAUAUAACACGCCUCAAUUUAUCAUGCAUUUUACAUGUGCAAAAUGACCGUUAUGUUGUUGGAACUUCGCGAUCGUUUUGGCUUCUUAAAUAUUUUUUUUGCGUUUUUAAUAUCUCGGUUCAGAACAUUUUUUGUUAAUUGCGGCGAAAGUCAUUCCCAUUUUUUGCAAACAACUAGCAAUAAAUAAUAAUUCUUGUAAA
Molecule: messenger RNA, 3501 nt
Organism: Aedes aegypti (yellow fever mosquito)
Lineage: Eukaryota; Metazoa; Arthropoda; Insecta; Diptera; Culicidae
Product: solute carrier family 12 member 8
Exons: 5
Coding region: 584-2719 (711 amino acids)
Biological process (GO): potassium ion import across plasma membrane; potassium ion homeostasis; cell volume homeostasis
Cellular component (GO): membrane
Molecular function (GO): potassium:chloride symporter activity
Source: RefSeq, a predicted model, not a curated record